CGGCCAGGGAAGGAGGCAUGGGCGCCCUGUCACUUGCCUCGAGUCUUGACAUUGUGGGCAUGUUAAUUAGUAUUCGGCUUAGGGCAUACUCACACUAGCACUUCUCAAUUUAUUUCUGGACGGAAUUGCGGCCAGAUGCAUUUUAGUCCGGCUGUAAUUGCAGUCAGGUACAUUUAAGAUAGUGGUAGUGUGAGGACGCCCUUACUUAGUUAACAGUAUUGAUUGCGCUGUAGUGCAGGCAUAACGAACUUAUUGUGGUGGUCGUCUUGUCUUGACACGCAAGCGGCGGUGACCAACGGAACGUGUAAUCAAGCAGGUGAUCGGCGGAACGAGUAAUCAAGCUACGCGCAACGCGCAACGCGCAACGACGCCCGCCUCGUGGGUGGCUACCGGUUGUUGCUCGGAACUAUCUCCAAUAGUGCGCUCGUAGUUCCACGCGAAGUGCGCGGGGUAGCUGCGGUACGUUGCGCGAAGUGCGCGGGUAGUGAAAUCUGAGGUACGGAGCAAUCGAAAGUGCGUCGUGGAAGCUGAGCUGGUCAGGCCACGUGGUUGCGGCACGACGGUACUCAGUGCGCUCAAGUUGGUUUGAUCUUGCGCGAUCUCGUUGGAGAUGUGGGGAAGAGGCGGCCGAGGGUUUGGAUAUGGGGGGAGCUAUGGCGCCGGGCCGUAUGGUGGAGGUGGAUACGGGGUGGGUGGGUAUGGCGGCUAUGGNGUCCAGAUACGUGGAGGAUGUGAAACGUAUCUGUGCAGGGAGGGGGCGCGGCUGGGCCGGCGGAGUCGGGAUCUCUGCCGAUGCGGCCUCGGCGGCGCGCAGCGGUGAACCCUCCCCGCCGGGAGCGGAGCCGGCCCCUGCUGCUGUUCCCCGAACUCGCGGGGGCAAACUGGUCGAUCUCCAGCAGGCGCUGCUUCGUGUCGACGGCCGAGGCUAUGGAGCUUACAGGGACAUCGAGGGCGUUUGGGUUUUGGAGGAAGGCAUCACGUUGUUCGUUGAUCGUACUCAAUCUGAUCCUUUCGCGCCUCCUUCCAGAUGUAGAAUCCAGGUAGCGCAGCAGCAAGCAGGGUUCCCAGAGUCUCUUUAUGAUUCUCGCAUUCGAGCCAUCGCUCUGCGCGACUACUUGACAAGAACGUUCGCUGAAGCUUUGUCGAAAAGCGGGGCUGACAUCCGACGUGGCGCGGUGCGAUGGAACGCCGCGAAAGGCGGAGAGGUGACCGUUGAAUCUCCAGGGCAACAGGUGUUGGAACGAUCGAGCGUGCUGAUCUCAGAGGAAAAGGUGGAGGCUCGUUUCGUGGUGGCGUUGCCGGCGCAAGGUCGGACGGUGUUGGGGAAAUGGGCAGCAAGGGUUCUGACAGAGAUGAUUCCCACGGCUGUGAAGGCAUCCCUGGUGUAUGCCAGCCUGGACGCGGCUGAAGUGGAGGCCCACGUGAACUGUGUCGAGGACACAGAGAGUCUCAGGUCGCAGCUGGCUGAUGCCAACCUUGUUGCCUUUGUUGGGAACGGAUCUGUGCUUCCGCGCAAGACCGGGGCCUGCGAUCUCCCUAUGGAAGGGAAGGAGGUGGUGGUGUUCGAGUCCCCCCCAUCUUUGUCCCGCUCGUUUACGCUUCCCCAUAAGGGUGAGGUGUCGGGGAUGGGAAUUCCAAAGGGGGUGACUUUGAUCGUAGGAGGGGGGUUUCACGGUAAGAGUACGUUGCUGGAGGCGCUGCAAAUGGGGGUAUACAACCAUGUGCCAGGCGAUGGGAGGGAGCUUGUGGCGACGGACCCGUCCGCGGUGAAGAUCCGCGCGGAAGACGGGCGGAAUGUGGAGUGCGUGGACAUCUCCCCCUUCAUUCGGAACCUGCCGAUGGGGCGGGACACUGCGCAGUUCACGAGCGCGGACGCCAGCGGAAGCACCAGCCAGGCGGCCAAUGUGAUGGAGGCGUUGGAGAUGGGCGCCAAGACGCUGCUAGUGGACGAGGACACGUGUGCUACCAACUUCAUGACAAGAGAUGUGCGCAUGUGCGCGCUUGUCUCUGCUGAGCGCGAACCCAUCACUCCGUUCGUUGCUCGGAUUCGAUCUCUUGUCACGCGCUUCGAUGCGUCGUGCGUCUUGGUAAUUGGUGGCUCGGGGGAUUACUUCGACGUGGCGGACACUGUCAUCAUGCUGGACAGUUUUGCGGCGCACGAUGUGACCGGCGAAGCUAUCAACAUCGCACAGAGAUACCGGAGACCCGAUGCAGAGAGCUUCGUCUCGUCCGAUGAAGAGGACCCUUUCCCGGAAUCGCUUGCUCGUGUACCCAAGGUUGUCUUUGAGGCCGCUUUCACCAAAGCGAGCGUGAGGUCCAAGUCUGUUAUUGCAAUCGGAGAGGAGGAGAUUCAGCUCUCGGCUGUGGAACAGCUUGGCGAGAAUUGCCAGACUAGGGCGAUCGGCGAUGCGAUUGUGCUCAUUCGCAACAAGUUUGUGAACGGAAAACGCUCUCUUGUAGAAAUAAUGAAGAUGCUUGAGGAAGAAAUUGAUGCGCAGGGUUUGGACGCCCUUUCUCCUGGGAUGUUUUAUGGUUAUUAUGCAAGGCCGCGGGCAUUAGAAAUUGCUGCGGCGCUUAAUCGGUUGCGGACAUUGAAAAUCAGACGACAAGAGGAUCUGGAGCGGGAGGUUGAAAACGGGGAGGAGGAGAAGGUGAAGCAGCAGGAAGGGCAGGAGGGAGAGCAGUCGCAGGGGGCUGAGCAAAAGGAGCAGCAGCUGGAGGGAAAGCAGGUGGAGAAGACGGAAGGGGAGGAGGUAAAGCGGCCAGAUGGGCCAACGGAGGAUACCGAGAUAGCCCGACAAGCAGAAGGAGAGGUGGCGAUGGACGAGCAGGCAACAGGUGAGCUUGAGAAAGUAGGGGAGAAAGACAUUGGGAUGGGGGAAGCAGAGGUGGAGGGGAAAGGAGCUCAUCAGGAUGGGGAAGUGCUGGUCAUGCAAGGCAGUGAGCACGGUGAGGAAGAUGAGCCAAACUUCGAGGUCAGCCAUGGAGGGGUGAAUGGAGAGGCCAAGGACGCUGGGUCAAUCGAGACGAGUGCCCAGGGAGAGGUUGGACAGGAGAUGGAGGAAGGGGGUGAAGAAACCCUUGCAAAGGAAGAGACAUUCGAGGACGAGGGGGAGGCCGAGGAGAUGGCGGUGGAGGGAGAUGCUGGGAAGGAGGAGCAAAUGCAAGGUCAGGAAGAGAAAGACAAUGUGACGCAGCAGGCAGAGGGCCAACAAGAAACCAGGGGGGUCAAGGAUGAGAGUAGAGAAGGGCAGCUAGAUUUGACCAGCCCUGUCAGGAGAAGCACUCGGUUGAAGAGGCCGAGAGAUGAAAGCUCAAAUGACUCUGCUGGAAAUCGUCGGUCCAAAGAAAGGGCCAUUUCACAGGGUGAUAGGUCUGGCGAUGACGAACAAGAGGCCUCGUGAUGUCUCCCUGUCAAUUUGUGUUCGAGGAUAAAUCUUUCAGCAGGCUAGAUCCGAGAUAGAGGUUAGAUAGGAAUAGACUCAGAUUAGGCAUAGAGGUAGUCAGUGAAUAGGUUUCCUCCGGUCUCCACCCCUCUCUCUCUCUCUCUGUGCUCUUUCUCACCCUUGUGUCUCUUUGUCGGCUCUCUCUCUCUCUCUCUCUCUCUGCCCUUUGUCACCCUUGUGUCUCUUUGUCGGCUUCUCGUCUAUCUGCGCCUGCCUCUCUCUGUCUCUUUUACAUUUUGGAUAAUUGUCUGCCGUGAUGUCGAUAAAUUGCCCGCCCGCGUAGAAUGCUUCGGUUGAUGCCCCCGUUGCAGUUCCCCAUGCACUUCGGCGCCUUGUAGAGUAGUAGAUCCUAUGAGAGAAAUGUGAAUUGCAAUUGUUGGGAGGGGGAGGCAAAGGAAAGAGUGCAUGGAUGGGUUUUAAAAGCAAACAGCAAAGCAGUUGUGUUAGAAUGUGUGCUGUUGUUCUUCUGCAUGAAGGUAGUCCUGGCUUUUAAGCUUCAUGAAUGAAAGUCCAGACUGCGAACUCCUCGUGGUAAGAAGCGGUAGGCAAACUGCAAACGGGUUCUUCCUGCUGUGAGUUGGUGUGCAAAUGUAGAUGUCAUACAUUUUUGCCAGGUGUGGGGGUGAUGGCAAAAUCACACCCCCGGAUUUUCCCCUUGUGCUUUGUUGCAAUCGGCUCAGCAAUGCCAGCCACUCAAACUAGUCACAAAUGCAUCAUUUUCUGGUCAAGAUAAUUUGCUUGAUGCUGUCCGUAAAGGAAAGACGUGAGGUUAUUGUUAAAACAUGUGCAGUCUUUUCCUGUGUGAGAAUUUUCUUUCAUUGGCAGACACAUACAUAUGGGGAGAGGGAGAGAGAGAGAGAGGGAGAGAGAGAGAGAGGGUUUGUUCUGCCAGUUUUGUUUACCAGAGUUCCUCCAGAGACAAGAAGGCCGGGUUUCUUAUGUGACUGAUUGAUUUAUUCUUUUAUUGCAAAUUCCCCAACUAUCAUAAAGGUGAGCUUGCUUUCGAAAGCUGCAAAGCAGCGCACACCCUUUUCUCAUCUGUUCCUGACUUUUGUUAGGGUUUUGAUGGUGUGAAAGACUGGGUGGUGAUGAGGAGAAUGAAAAGUGUUGAGAUGU
This is a messenger RNA of Chara braunii, 4562 nucleotides long. NCBI's taxonomy places the organism in Eukaryota, Viridiplantae, Streptophyta, Charophyceae, Charales, Characeae. The record is from the annotation of a GenBank genome assembly.